AUGGCCGCAGUCCCAGUUUGUCUGCUACUGCUGCUGCUUCGUAUUGCACAUGGAGUCGCAGGAUCUCUGUUGACCUACUCGGGCCUUCAAAUAGCGGAUCUCAACGUUUUGCUCCCCCCUCGCAUGACGAAUCCUGUGCACUACCGUCUGCUUGGCACCGGCGGGUGCUUCUCUUGGUAUUGUGCUCUUUACUCAUUUGUUUUCCGUUGUGGUUUUUUUCUAUUUUCGUCUCUUAUGAUUAUGUUUUUAAUUGUAAAGUCGUGGCUAAAGCUGUCAAACCUGCGAUUUAGUCCUACUAGAUUUCUGAAGUGAAGUUCAUUACGUCGACGGGAGUAGACACUGACUCCCCUCUUCAGGAAAUUCAUACUAAAAUGAUAAUGUGAUUAUUCACAGUGGACGAACUGUUCUGUCGUGCUGUGAUGUUUAUAUGUGAAACUUUUAGAAUUUUGACAAAACAGUUGCCAUUAUUCUCUAGGACAUGGGAUCAUCACGACAUUCUACACGUUGAACCUGAAUAUAAUGGCACAAGUCGGUGUUCCACGAGUGCUCGUCUGGUGUCCAUUGCCCCUUACAGCGGACGAAAGGAGACGGCAGUUUAUGCUGCUGACAUCAAUAGUGGAACUGUAAUUCGCUGUGAAGUCUUCAUCGACAACAUUUCAAGGAUUCAGAUAUUUCACCACUCUGUUAAGCUUGACUUAGAUGGACUCGCUACUCUCCAAAUCCGUGCAUUUGAUAGUGAAGGUACUUAUCUGUCAUCCAAUUGGUUGACGGAUGUCUAUUUUUCUUAAUUCUUGAACUAAGCGUCAUUACUUUUUGCACAUCCUUUCUCUUGUUUUCCUAUUAUAAAGUGCCCCAUUUUUAUCACUUGGUUUGAAUAAUUGAUUUUAAAAAGUAUUUUUUUUCAUUUGCUUGAUAUUUGCACUUAAAAUGUGGGCUGCAGUAAACUGUGGUAAGACGUUACGAUUACUGAUUCUCCCAGAUGGCAUUUUCAAUUCCUUUUUUCUCUUAGAUCAUUUAGGAAAUCUUAGCUUUAUUUGCCUAUCAUGUCAUAUUGCUCUUUGAAACGAAACAUUCAUCCUAUAAUGGUUUUGGCAAUUUUGCAUUUCUUUAGAUGACUCCUCUGAAGACUGUCUGUCCCGCAGCAUAACCUUCACUGAUUUAUUAUGUGCUUCACUGUUUGGCUCUGCACCCAUCUACAGGAAUAUGGAUUAAAUCUUUCUCGUUACCUUCAUUUACAAUUUUGAAAAGUUAAGAGAUCGUGGUGCUCCAUAUCCAAAUGAAUAGGUGGCACUACCCACGUUCCGAAGAAAAAAGUAGUUGUGCAUCCGCUUGGUUAUUUAUCUCCGGAACAUGUCCCAGUCAAACAUCCGAGAGGGAUAUGUACUUAAGUUCUCGGUAUGACUCAAACUGAAGAGUGCAUAGAAGAAGUCAACACUUUGCCUAUAUAUCUGAUCUUAAAGCUAAAGGCAACAGUGUUUUCUGUCAUCAGACCAUAUGGGAUAGUCACUUUAACUCAGGGGAAGCAGGGAUUCUAGAAAGUUCCUUUUCUGGACCCUUUCCUCGUGUGUGAUAUUUGGAGCCACCUAAGUGAAAAAUUUAAGGGACAUACCCGUUCAUUCGUAACUACUCCUGUAAUGAUCUCAUGGAUUUAUUCGGAUGAGAAUCAAAAAGGCUUACUUGACAUCAUGCAUUUCUAGAUCCAUUGUCCAUUUUUCUUGUAAAUUCUCAAACGACUGAAUGUUAAGGGAGUACGAUGAGGACUUCAUUCCACAUUUUUUUGUACUGUUCUUCAUUCAAUUUGAUCACUAGACAGUGGUUGAUCAUGUUUUUUCUUAGUGGUUUGUGAAAGGGAUUUUUUACCUACUUUCAUGUCCCUAUGAAACAGUAAUAAUCUAUGCCAAGGGUGUGUAUACUAAGCUAGAGACCAAAGGCACACCAAGACAUUAAACCGCCCCAUCUCAAUUGCAUUAAACCAGCCUAUUCACACUACCUUUACUAAAGAUAAAGCAUCAUUCACGCCUGUACAAUGGUUGUUUUUUAUUAUCUCAUCUAGAAUGUUUUGGAGAUGCACGUUGACCUUUAAUACCCUUGAGAGCCUUUCAACAUUUCAAUCUGAGUCAUUCAUUACAUCCUACCAAGGCAUAUGGGGCUAUAUAACCAAUUUUUGUGCUCCUUUUCCCUGACGUUUGGCAAGAGUUCGGAAAAUGUGCGAUUUUGGUUUGAUUAGAAGUAUAUUUUAUUCUUCUUUUGGUUGCUUGCUCCUUCAACACUAUUUUUUUUACAAAAUGGUAGCAAAAAGCAUACGUACCUUGCUGCUGUCUGGACAUUAUUGAGCCAUUUUUCAGCUUGAUGGUAAACUCUCACCCAGCAGUAUGCUUUGCCAACAGCGAUUGUGCUUCUGGUACCAUCUACAAUCAAAAGGUCAUCAAAAUCCCAGUUGUUUUGGAAAGUAGGGAGUACAGUCAAUAAGGAGGAGAUUAUGGAAAAGUUAUAGUUAGCAUAUGGGUAUUAUAGUGAGCAGCCCCUAUUAGUGUAAUGGUGGUGGAGACUGAAGGAGAAAACCUGUGGGUGGAGACAAGAAAUGGUGCUUUGAUCCUGUUUGUAAACAUAGUAGUUGAUACCUGGGCAGUCAGAAGAUAUGAUCUGCCUUAUUGUGUUGCAAAUAGAAGAAAAAGUAAUUUUUUUUUUUUUGGGGGGGGGUUCAUAUUAUUCUGCGGGUAAGCUAAGGAGAGAGGACUCCGUUUUCUUUAGUGUCGCAUUUUCUUCUUCACAUAGCUCAGAUUUGGGCAUUUUAGAUAUAUCAGCUUGUUAUUUACUUGGUUUAAGUUAUAUAUCUCUUAAUUCAACCAUGUAGCUGGGGUUAACGUGGUGAAUUAAUUUUCCACCAUGCUCUCUGAUAUAUUCUGUUGUUGUUUUGAUCAACACCCCUGGAGAAAAAAAUAUUUAUGGCUAGAUAAUUUAAUUUUCAUAUUAUUGUCUUGCAGAUAAUGUAUUUUCGUCGUUGGUGGGCUUGCAGUUCGUGUGGAAGCUGAUGCCUAAAUCUGUUGAAACCGAUCAUUUCUUUCAUCAUCUUGUCCAUGUUCCUCUGAAGGAAACACCGUUAACUGAUUGUGGGGGUUUCUGUGGUGACCUAGAUACCCAAAUAAAAGUGGAAGACAGUGUAUGUGUGAUCUUGCGGUCCUAUUUCUCAUGGGUGCUAACAGUUUUAUUUCCUAUGUUAUGAUGUCAAUUUAUAUCCUUUCAUUGUUGCAUUGCAGGGUAUGGGAUCUGAUUUGUAUGUUGUAAAGGGUAUUGAAAUCGGUCAUGAGAUUGUCAGUGCACAAUUGUUUGAGCCACAAUUUGAGAAUGUGACAGACAAGAUUAUUUUGACUGUUGCAGAGGCCAUGUCACUGCAUCCUCCGUCACCUGUUUUUGUCAUAACUGGUUCUUUGGUUCAGUACACGCUCAGAAUUGUUCGUCAAAAUAAUCCCAAAGGUAGUACUUCUCUGUCUUGUUCCUUUAUUUGUUGUAGAGGGCGAGCCUUAUCCUUAAGAGCCAAAAUAAGUCUGAGUGAAGUACAUGCGCCUUGAGGAAUUCGUAUGCAUUGUAUGAGAUUGAGUUUCUGGUCAAAGGGAAUAAACCAUGACCUAAGCUGACUAUCCCUCUCUAUGUGGCUCUGCUAUCGUUUUGUAUUCAUGAAACUCUUCAGUCAAAUGUACAGAUAGAGAUACUGGAUUUUAUAAUUUGAUACCUUAUAAGCUUUCCCAAUCCUUAUGCUUGGAGACGCUAAAAUGAUUUCUGGCUGUUAGGUGGAUCGUCGGGGCACUAGAAACAGGUUGCAAAUCUCACAACAAUGAUAGUAACUCUAGUUUUUGGGCUCUGUUGUUUACGUGAUUCUCUUCUUCAAUUAGGCAUGUUUUUCGUUUGCUUCAUCAAUGGGGAUCAUGAAUUGAAUCUUGCCUCAAACUCGUUAAGUUUGAAUUGUCUGCAGAACGAAAGGAUUAUUUCCCAAUAGUAGAAGCCUAUUGUUUGUACAUAUUUGCUCCAUAUCACCUGCACAUUUUUUCAAAGGUAAGACACGGCCACAAAAGAAAGUGCAUCUUCAAAUUUGAGAAGCAUUUUAUGAAGUAGAUGGUUAUCACAUUAUCACAGAAACUGUAGUCAGUGUAUCAGUCACGACUAUAGUUGAGUAAAGAAUUGUCCCAGUGGUGUGAAAAGAUGGGAAUUAUGGAAGGAAGGAAAUAAUGAUUAACUGGGCAAGUAGGCAGCAAUGAUGCCUUAACGUGGAGGUGCAUUUUUUGAAGAAGACCGUCAUUGACAACCAAUAUUGGGGUGAUAAAAACACAAGAUACUUUCUUAAGAGGGCCAUGGGGAGAAGAGGAAAGAUCAUAAGAGAUUUGAUGAAUGAUAAGCCAGUUCUAAGAAAAGAAGAGGGCAAUUCUAACAUAGUUGCCUCGGGAAGCUUGUCUUGUCCAAGUGUUCUGGAUAUACUGAACUCUCUAGCCAUGAUAAUAAGAGUUUGGCUUAUUAUCUACUGUCCCUUAGGCUGCUAGGGGAAGUGUAAAACGAUUUCUUGGAGAUACUAGAAUUACAAAUACUGAUUGAAGAACGUGUUGAGAAUGCCUUUCGGUACUUCCUGGUAGUCUUGCAUCCAUGACAGCAUGAAAACGCAAUAUGGUUGUCCAGGAAUAAUCUAAAGUUGUCUGUGACCUGGAAUUACGGUCCAUGGUUUGAUGGAGAUCGUCAUGUUGGCUGUGUUAGCGUCCUGUAAUGAGAGCAGUUUUACUACCUGUAGAACAUCCCCAUGAGGCUGGUGAAGGGAGACCACCAAUUGAUGGAAAAGGACUCACGACCACCUAGUGUUAUCCUGUGUAACAGUUUGGAGAAAAAAAAUCGUUAACUCACGACGUGCUCUCACAACUGAGCUAGAUGAGCUCCUAUCACUAGGCUCAUUUGAUGAAUGAUAAGCAAAUUCUGACUAAGAAGAGACAUCAUGCUUGCUCAGGAGGGCCUUAAGGAGGAGGAAAGGAAAUAUCAUAAGACAUUUGAUGAAUGAACGGCAAGGAAGUUGUAAUUUAAGAAGAGUAUGUGGAGAAGCCUUUAUCAGAGGUGGAAAUUUAGAAGUCAUUAGUAGAAUGCAUACACACUACUGGGUUAGGAAAUGUUAGGGUCUUUGGAAAGCUAGGUACGGUGCAUGCUAACUAGCUAUUAGAGUGCAUCCCCAGGGAAAUUCCUUUAAAUCCAAAAUUGAGUAAUUCAGAUUUCCUUCCAAUUCGGAAAUGUAGUAAUUUCGCUUCAAAAAAAUUCGACAGUGGCCCCCAUACCUGGGAAAUCUGAAGUAAUCUGCUAUGAUGGAUUGUUGAGCUCCUUCUCUGUUUUCCGAAAAACAACAGAAUGACAUUGAAAUAGGAUAUGUACUAGGAUCUUUGAGUCCUGAGGUACUUCCGCGUUCAUUUCUCACCUUUGUCAAUCAGGGGUGUUGUAACUUUUGUCCCAGUUUUCUUAUGAUAUAUGGACAUGAUGACUUGAUGCUUAGUCUCAAUGGGAAAAUCCUUCAGUGUGUUGAGUUCGCUUCCAUGGGAGAUGAUGCCCUGGAGCCUCACCCUUCUAUAUCUUAAGUAAUGAAUUAUCUACUGAAAAGCUUAUUACUGAUGUUUGGAACAGGGUAUGUGCUGUCCAGUUUUUGUUUUGUUUGGGCUGCAAACUGACUGUAACUGCACUCUACUGAUCCUGACAGUUCCCUGGUACAAGAGAACUAGGCAAGGUGGUAAAUGAAUAUAAGGUGCAGGGGUGGAGGAGGAGGGAGCUGAUGAGGGUCCAAUGCCUUUGCACUUGGAAUCAACCAGUGUUGGAAAACACCAGUUGGAGCAAAUGUUUAUCUGCUUUUGUGGGGGCCACGCCGUCACCAUUGUGAUACCAGUGGCUGAUAUAAUUGGGAAAGCACAGAUGAUCAUAGAAUGCAUACACACUACCUUUAUCAGAGAGAUUCAGCUCAAAUUUAUGAACAACAAUAUCAUCAAAUAAAUAUUUGUUCUUUUUUCUAAUUUUAAUAGCUAUUUGAUAAGAUGAAUUCGAUAAUAUUUUCUUAUGAUAUUGUUGAAUGUUACUAAAAGUUGAUAAUUUCUACAUUGGAUGAAUUAUCGUUGUUUUUAUUCUUACGCAAUUCAAUAUUAAUAUUUUAGUUCAUUAUGAAGGAUGUUUUUCUAACGUGAUAUCAACUACUUUGUAGCUGUUGAUUUGCCUUCACUGUUUCACCGAUGGUCUGUUUCAAAUUCUACUGUAUCUCAAGUAGAUUCUACAAUGGGGUUUGCUAGAGCACUUAAUUUGGGAGUUACAAACAUAUUUGUUGAAGAUACUAGAGUCACUGGCCACUUCCAGAUGUCAACAAUGCACGUUAUUGUUCCAGAUAAGUUAUGCUUAUACAUCAGGCCAAUUACAGGCGUGAUUAAUGGUUUGGAAGCAACUAAAUGUUUACCUGUGCCAUGGUUUGUUGUUAUUGGUCAAGAAUAUGCAAUCCACAUGAAAGUUUUCACACAUGAACCUGAGGCAAAGGAGAUAUAUAUUACAGAGGUAAUUCUUUCGAUUUUUUCAUAAUUGCACAUUUCCUUUUUCUAUAUAAAGAGUCUGUGCUGUUUUUUCUGGUAACUGUGCAAACUGCAUCUCUCGAAGGCUAAAAAAAAUGAAUGCUGAACUUGAAAUCAGAGAAGUACAUUUUUGGAGUGAAAUAAACGAUGAAAAUAACGAUUUAAUGAAGUGGGAUAAAUUGUAGAGAUACUAAAAAAUGAGAAAUUUAACUAUGCAUUCCUUAUCAAGUGUCCACGAAGAACUGGAAUGGAGAGGAGCUUCAGUAGGGAAUUUAAAAGUUAAUUCCUUUGAUCGAGUUCUCAAAAAUGGAGGAUGAGAGUUUGGUGAAAGGAUAUGGUCUUGAAGGAUUACUUUUCCUCUUGCAUAGGGCAAUGCAUAUCAUCUUUAUCUUAGAGGUGCUUAUGAUGUGUUCUUGAAGUUAUUUCUGAGAGCUUAGGAUAUUCAACCCUGCAAAAGGCCUGGACUCGUGGUGAAAGUGAACCGACUAUACUAUCUUCCUUCAUUAAAAGAUGGGUGAAUACAUUUUAGAGAGCGUUUCUUGGUGUAUUUGAUGGUGAAUAAGAUAAUAUUUUAGCAUGAUUUCACGAACUUAUCGUCUAUUAAUUAGUUAUUUGAUCAGUUAUAGAUUAGGUAAGAGGAAUUGAGAUCAGAGGUGUUUAAGACUUUAUUAUAAUGAAUAAGAUUUAGAGGAGAAAGGGUGUUUGGUUUUUAGGAUCACAUUUUUCUUCUUCUUUUUUAUCCUGCUAGAAGGGCAGAAGACUAUGUUUGGGUGAUUUCUGUAUGUAGUCGCUUUUCAGUGAAGUAUGUCAUGACAGCUAAUGAGCUGAUCUCUCUCUCUCUCUCUCUUUCUUCAGCAUCAGACAAGGAGCUAAACUUUUUUGGUAUUUUUCUGUAUGUCUUUGUUAAUCGUUUUCCCUCUAGGCUUCCUGUCUACUGAUCCAUUAAGCCGUCUUCAUUAAUGGUAAAAAUCUAUUCAAAAUUUCUCAGGCUCUUCCAUUUAAGGAGAUCCAAAGAUUCUCCGGAUUUUAUUACUUUGUAGUACUCAUCCCUUGAGAAAUUGAAUGUAUCCCACGUAGAAUAUUUUUUUAUUCUUCCAGGGGAGGUAAGAAAGAGAGAAGAGAAGGUUGAUAUAAUUAGAUAGAAAGAAUACGAAAUAGGUGUCGAAAAAGCAUAUUUUGUGAUUAUGGCUUCUUGGUCACAGUAUCUAACUUUUCUGCGUGAUGAUUCUAUCCUUUGAAGGAAACUUCAUAAAGCUUGCGUCAAUGUUUUGUUUCCUAGUUAAAAGUUUUUUAUCUCAAUAGAGUCUAUUACUGCCAUCUGUCAUUGUUACUUGCAAAGAUGUGUUCAUCUUCAAAAUGUCCAUUUUCCCAAAGCAUAUGUAGAAACAUGUCAUGAUCACCAAUGGAAAAAGCCAAAAUACCAUUUGUUGUAAUAAUUUAGAGCUGUGGGAUGUGUUCAGGGCUUCAAAGUUGUCUCACUGAUGUGGUUCACUAAUGUCCAUAGUCCUCAAACCAUUCGUACAAGAUGACGCUAUCUUGAAACCACGGCUCUUGAUGCCAUAUCUUUUUGAAGUUAUUUUAAUAAAGGUUUAUUGUAUGAUUAAUGUAUUAGGAGAAAAUGUCAAGGUUCAGGAGAAAGCAUUUCUACUAUUCUAUGACAGUUUUAGUCUCUGAUGUCACUCUUUGCUUCAGUCUGAUUUGCACUCUAACUCUUCAAUAGUGAUGCAUAAUUUGUUGUUGUGUAAAAUGGAAUGGCUGCUGAUCGUGCUUUUAUUUUGCGUUCAUUUGUUGAUCAUGCUGGUAGCAAUGAUUUGGUUGAAUGAACCCCCUUUUACUGUUGACUAAUCAUUAUACACUGUCUGAGCAUCUUUUUGAAAAAUCUUCAGAGUAACAGACUUACUUUGGAAAGUGAUAGCUCAGAGUUUUGGGAUCUAUCCAUAGCAUCAAAUGAUGUGGCUGCUGGAUAUGGAUGGCGAAAUUUCAGAAUCCUCAAACCACUCUCUCUGGGACAAGGAUUUCUAUCUGGUUCUCUAUUGUAUAACAGGGAGGACCCAGAAACAACUGAGGUGACGUGUCUUUCUUUUUAUCUAUAAGCUUUUGUUUUUUGGUUGGAACUCUGCUUUUUUUGUUGUAGCUGGUUUGUUCACUUGCCUAUCUAAUGUAAACUUUGUAUUCUGGUGGUUCUGGUUUUCUUUGUUAGGUUCUUAAAGUUGAGCAGCGAGUCAUUGUGUGCGACAAAGUUAGAAUACAAUUGGAGAAUAAGAUGAACCACUCUAAGAAAAUUCGUCUUCCUUGGGCCCCUGGAGUCUAUCAGGGACUCGAGUUGAAAGCUUUUGGAGGUUGGUAGAUAUUUGUUUUUUGGGGUUUUCUUUCACCACGAAACUGUUGAAUAAUCCAGGUUCUACUUAAUGCUUCAGGCUGUGGAAUGUCCCCCAGAGAUUAUGGCUGGUGUUCUACCAAUGUUGCCAGUGUAUCCGUUUCAUCCUCAGGCUACAUUCAGGCAAAAUAUCUCGGUCGCUCAACUAUUAAAGUGACUUCUGUGUUUGAUCCACUGAAUUUUGAUGAGGUAUUCCUCCGUAGUUCUUUUAUUUUUCUUGUCUUGUGUUAAGAAUCUUUUUUCCUGAUUGUCUUGGAUAAUAUUACUAUGUUCCUUUCCAGGUGUCUCCCAUCAAAAACAAUCAAGAUGCCAUGAAUUUUUUCGUUCUUUUGACAUUAUUACUAUUCUUUUUGAUCAGAGAAGAGACUUAUUUUUGUAGACUUUUGGCAUAUUAUAAAACCGAGACAAAUGUUUUUUCUACCGAUAUAUGUCAAAAUCCUCCAAAUACUUUUCUCUCGAUUCGUAGUUGAACAUUAGGGCUUGGUUUUAGAUAAGUUAAGAUGAAGCCAAAAUGCUGAUUAAUUUCUUCUUACUAUAAAUUAAAGACACCAUGUAUUGUACGAAUACGAAUGAAUCUCUGAUGUUAGACGGAUUUGGUUCUUUUCUUGCUUUUUUCGAAAGGUUAUUCUGAAGUCUUUCAUGGAUGGUGGUUUUGAAUUUGCGGCAAGGCCCAUAUGUGACCGACAUUUUAAUUUUUUUAUCUGGCAUUAGUUAUAAGAAACGAUGAAGCUCGACUAAGUGAUAUUUAUGACAUGAAUUUGGUACAUGGGGCUGCAUGAUAGUUACCUUUGCGAUGGCAAGUUUACUUUGGUACAUCCUGGAAAGAAAUUGAUGGAAAUUGAUCAGUUUUGUGGCUGUUGUAUAAUUCUUGACUGGCUUUUUUGUGGCCUGUGAGAGCAUUCAAUCUCAACCACGAUGAAAAUGUGUGGUGGUUGAGGAUUUCGGAAGAAUGAGACAUUGUCUUUGACGUGUUUUUAAAAUAAAAUUAUAUCAAUUGUGUUAUGAUCUCCAGUUCAACAUGUUGGUCGACAGUUCUUAUGAUUGGUGACUCUAAAUGGUAUCUUAAAGCUCACUGACUUCGAUUUGGUUUUGUUUCCUCCUGGUUGAGACAGUUUCAUGCCUCCAUCUUUCCAAUACGUGGUUUAAAGUUCCAACGAUUCAAUUCUUUCCUCUUUGAUCAUACUGCUUGACUAACCGUGUCCCUCUUCACUUAUUGAGGAACUCAAUGUAGUAGGAUUUCCCAGAGUGUCCUGUCACAACUCAACGUUGUAUCUUUGUUAGAAGUUAUCUUAGUCAUUGAAAAUCUAGAUCUUUCUACUUUGCGGGAAUUGAAUAAUGAAACAUACCUAGGAUCCGCCUUUUGAUACCUUUUUGCGAUUUAUAACUGAUUUGGGCAUGCAUGCAAGAAUUUGCAUUCUGACUUGUACAAUUCUGAGGAGAUUCUCUUAUAUAGAAACUCUUUUUUAUUUUUCCUUUUCUGGACGAACUUGAAUUUCGUAAGGAAUAUUUGUUUCGAGUUUAUCAUUUAAAAUUUAACUUAGAGUGUUCUACUUAUGUUUUAAUGGUUAUUUUGACGGUGCUCCUCUAUUUUGAUCAUUUUCAUUAUUUUGAAUUGUAUCAUAUGAUGUGGUCAUUUUUUUUAGUUGUUUUCGUCUUUUAAGGUUACAUUAUAUCGUAAGUUAUUUGGUCUGACUUAAAUUUAUUAUUUCUUUUGUACAUAAGAUUGUUGUGGAAGUCUCUACUCCAGCUUCAAUGGUGUUGAUACACGAAUUUCCCGUUGAGGCUCUUGUGGGGACACAUCUUCUAGCUGCAGUCUUCUUGAAAACUACUGAUGGUGAUUUAUAUUUUAUCUUUCCUUGGAUUCUUAGUGGCAUCAUGUGCAUUUUAAAUACCCAUCAGAAAUGUUUCCUCUGCAGGGAGUUACUUUCACCGAUGCAACUCUUUUAAUUCCUUUGUGAAGUGGAGAGUUUUAUCUGAAAGUGAGGUUUUUCUGGUUAGCAAUACGACGGGGGAAGAAUUGGCAUUUAACGUGUUAUUGCAUGGGGCAUCUGAAGAAGUAUCUAGAUCCCCUUGUUCAUGGACAUAUUUAUAUGCUUCCAAUCCUGGUCAUGCUGUGCUGCAUGCAAGCUUCUCAAGUAAAACACAGCCAUCUGAUCUCUUUUUAGAUGGGGAGAUUGCUUUACAGUCGUCUGCACAAAUAGCGGCAUACCAUCCCCUUGCUGCUUUUCAGGCUGGAAAUGGUAAUCAAUUUGGCGGUUACUUCUUGGAAUUCCCUAGAAGAGAAACUGUAGACAAGUAUUUUGAUCUUGAAAAUUUAAGUGAGCUGUAUCUUGCCCCUGGAUCGGCUAUGGAUGUCUUCAUCAUUGGAGGGCCUGAUCGAUGGGGCCACAGUGUUGAAUACAUUGAUACAGUAAAAAUCAGAGGGAAAAGUUCGCCUCCUGAAGGAGUUAUCUUGAAGAAGGCAGUCACCGAUGAUGGCACUUUGUAUAAUAUUUUAUGUCAAAAAGUGGGAAACUUUGUAUGUAUACCUUCCUUUUGUGUUUAUGUUUCAUUACCUCAUGUCUAGACUCAGGCUAUAUUCUAUAAUCUAAAACCCUGAUGGAGCAUAUUUAUAAUAUUUUUGUUCUAUUUUUCUUGGCACAGAAUCUCAUCUUUUCACGUGGAAAUUUGGUUGGAGAUGAUCAUCCUUUUCCAGCUAUCUCAGAUGUGGAAAUGGUUCUUGCCUGUAGUGCACCAUCUUCGAUCACACUAAUUGGCAAUGAGCAAUGUAUGGACAAUAACUAAUGUGUACACUGUAAUCAUAUAAGUGCCUUUUCAUUUAGACAUGUGCUAUUCUUUUAAGUUGUGAUUUGUUUGGUCCUCUUAGCAUAGAUAUGCCAUUUAAUUUAUCUUUUUUGUAUUUCAGAUAAUACACUUGAUGUUAUAUCCUCUUCAACACAAGCUGAUCGUGGUCCUGGGAAAGUUCGUAUUUCCCCAGUCAUUGUGGCUAACGGGCGUACAAUUCGAUUGGCUGCAGUUGGAAUUCAUAUAUCUGGAAGGCCUUUCGCAAAUUCUUCUUCUCUUUCUCUAAGAUGGGAACUGAAUGGUUGUGAAGGCCUUGCUAACUGGGUUGAGGUCAAUACCUUGGAAGAAUUUGGGAUGAAUUGGGAAAGGUUCUUAAUUCUGGAGAAUUCAUCAGGACUGGUAAUUACUAAACAUUUUUUCUUGAUGCAGUUUUUCAGUUCCUCGUUUGUGAUUCUUUGUAUUGGCACUAUUAUUUUCCUUGGUUGCUAGUGACCGUAGUUUAUUUUUUAUGAACUUUUUUAGUUCUUUAUUUUGUGUAGAUAAAUGUAGGGGGAAGAGAGUUCAAUUUAUAUUAAAGAAAUAUAGCCUAUCUUUUAUAAUUGGAGAAAGGGAACAAUUGGAGGACCGAGCUAACAUAAAAUAGUACACCAAGAUUGCUCUUAUUUCCAUCUGGACGCUUGCUUAUUAUGCAUGAUUUUUGGCUGUUGAGAAUCUAACACCAUCAUAAGAUUGCUUUCAGUGUACUGUUCGUGCAACUGUAAUUGGUUUUUCUAAAAAAAUCGUCAGCAGUCUUGAGGACGCAUACCUGCUGCCUGAGAUCUCAGAGAAUUCUCUUACAGAUGCUGUAUACCUACAGGUAUUUAUUAUUACUGUUGCAUAUUCUAGUUUUGCUUGACGUUGGAUUAGUGGAUCAUGUUUGUUUUCUUAUAAUGCAGCUUGUCUCUUUGCUUCGAAUUGUCCCUGAAUCGGCACUGCUAUAUUUUCAUCCUGAUGCAAAGGUAAUGUUUCAUGUUAUACGGUUACUAAAAAGAGAACAUUUCAGAGUUUGAUUUAUUUCUUAAACUUUUCUCUUUCUAUUACUACUACAAAUUCUAUAUGGAUGUAUACAGGUUCGUUGAUUGAAUGCUUUCUCACGGUCACUAUCCUUAUCAUACGUAAACUAAAAAACUAGGUCGUAUAUAUUCCUGAAAGAGGCAUUGUUUACCUGUGGUACACUCCACUUUCACAUAAUUUCCUAGUUUCGUUUGUUUUAUAGAUGUGAGUUUUCAUGAUGAUUAGGUUCCUUUUGUAGAAAAUUUGAAACGGCAUCUAUUUGAUUAGCGAUGCCUCAAGAAUAAUGGUCUUAAUAAUAUGCAUCUGAAGUCCUGGCAAGUGCGAUGAUGGAAGAGAGGAAAAUGAAUAAUUCUGUCGUGAGUUUAGCUUGAACAUUCCCAUCAUUGCCAUUUUCUUGUGAGACAAUGUACCGUAAAUAGUAAGUCAUAAUUUGGUACUUACAAAGCUUGGCAUUAAAUGGUAAGGAACUUUAGUUCAUUUUAGAGUCUUAUUCAGUGGCUAUAUCCAUUAUAUCUUUGAAAGUUCACUUGUAGUUUCCUACCCUAUUUAUAUUAUGUUGAUGUGAAUAAUAGUCUUAGUGCUUGCGUGACCACUUUGGAUUGGAGCAUGGUGUAACCACAGUAGCUUUUGAAUGGAUAACUGGUUUUGUCCACCUAUGGUUUUCAGUUGAUUAAGUUUUCUUUUUCAAAUAAAGGGGAACUAAUAUCAAAUGAAUAGGAUUUAAUCCUGUAUUCACAAUUUUGAUUUAUCCCUUCAUGGAAGAAGGGAAAUAAGGCGUCAGACACUAGAUAACCUGCUGUCCCUCAGAGUUGCAAGUAUGGGAUUUGAUUAAGGUAUUUAAAUAAUACAUCAGUUCUUGUGUGCAAGACAAAUGACUGACUAAGGGACACAAUACGACCUAUCUGACAGCCUUUUCUUAAGCUUGAAAUCCGCUCGUCUUCUUGUACAUACGUUUUUUGUUCCUCUUUUCUUCCCAUCCUUGAUAUUAACGUGACUCCUUUUCUGGUGCUACAUUCUGGCUAUAUUGGCUAUGCAGGUACAUCUUAAGAGUAGUUUAAUCCGUUGUAUAAGUGUGCCUACCAUUGGUCUCUUCGUAUCUUCGUUCUUUAACCCUCUUUCCAUGAAUUUGUACGCUAUAUUUCUAAUGUCUUGUAGAAGUUGAAUUAGAUAUCCAAAAGACAUCUGAAUCUAAUUACUGUAUGCAGUGCUCGGUGGAAAUCAAAUUUUGUUUGCCCGAAUUUAUUCCAUUGAUAUCGUAUGAUUAUUCUAGAUAUCUGUCUUCAACAUUACUGAGCAUUAGACGGAAUCUGCAAUUUUAUGUCGAUUCAUUUGAACUGUCAAAAUCUCAUUACAGUGAAGUUAUUGUCGCUCUACUAUAAUAGCUGGAGUAAUCAUCAUUUCUUAAUUUUGGUUUUUUUUCUUUUGUCAUUUUUUUAUUGUAUCUUCAUUAUAAAAGAAGUGAUUAAUUACACUGUGAAAUGUUAGUUUGUACUCAAUCCCUAAAUCUUUUAAUUGGAUAGAAUAUAUUUAACUCUCAUUUUUUAGGUACUUUCAAAGUAGUGCACUUUUUUUAUAUGAAGUUUCUUAGUUCCAGUUGUCUUAAUUUCCCAAAUGAGGACAUUCAUUUUUUUCCUUUCUAUCAUGGUAAAAUACUUCUAAUUAAUGAGGGAACCUUAGUUUUCUUGUGCAGAAAUUUAGAAUGAAGAAUAUCCUGUGUUAGGUACAACAAAAGUAAGCUUGUCAUUAUGACGAUAGACCAACCCCAUACACUGUCUAUUUGGUUUGGAGCUGAGUGGGCUGAUAACCUGGAAGAGAUUCGUUUUCUAUUCUACAUGGCAUGUUUGGUUUAAGCGUACGAUGCUUUGCGGAUGUGCUUCUAAUUCGGAUUUUUUAGUGAAUAUUAUUUGAAUCUGCUGGGAAUGGAGAUUUUGGCGUUUGAUGCAUAUCAGGGUUCAGAUCGAAGCAUUUGAUAAAGAAAGAGGUUUCUGAAUUUGUGGCGUUGGAUGGUCUUAUCGUAAUUGUUUUUAUGCCCUUCGAGUUUGUUUUGUGUUCUUCAGGUCGAACCAUUUUUUCUUGCUAGAUCUUUAUUUCUCAUCAGGAUGGUGUUACGAAUAUACUGCAGGCAAACUUGUCAAUCAUCGGAGGCACAUGUUUUAUCGAUGCUGUUGUUAAUGACACACAUGUGGCAGACAUAGUUCAGCCUCCACAAAAUGCACAUUGUUCGUGGCUGAUGCUUGCAGCCAGGGGAUUGGGAACUGCAGUUAUUACUGUUUAUGAUAUUGGCCUCUCUCCUCCUGUCCGCACUUCAGCCUCUGUAAGCUUGCUUUCUGUAUCCAGUUUCUAUCUGGGUUAUCUGUGCUCAUAAUUUUGUACUAUUUGAUGGAAUAUUUCAUCUCUUGGCAAAGGUGACCAACAUGCGAAUCUUCUAUUUUCUGGGUACUCUUUGUUAGAAGUUGACUCCAUUUAUAUUUGAAUAGUGCAUUUUCUUACUUGGGAAUGUGGGCACUUGUUUUGCCUAAAUUUGGACCUAUUAUUUGCAAUCAAUUUCAUCGUAACUUCUAUGCCAUGUUAGGCAUACAGAAUCUGGAUUACUUCAUCAUGUUAUAAAUCAUCAUUCUGAACUGUAAAACUCUUUUAUCUGCAUUGAGCUACAGAUACGAAUAAAGUAUUGCCAUAAGAUGUGACCAUGAAAACCAUUAAACGUAUAGAAGACUUCCAACGUAUCCAUGCCCUCACUCUUUGAUUAAGAUCUCCAAAAAAGGGUAGGAAAUCGUAGGAGACCUCAUGAAUCGUUGUAUUUUCAUUUAUUGAGUGCAUAAUUUUUGUAGUACAUUCUGUUGCCAGUUAUGGAGUUUUGAAAUAAGUUUGAAGUUUUUGUUUGAUUUUCUCCGAGUAAGCUGUAUCUUCAACUCUUAAAGAUAUGAAAUACUAGAAACUCAUAGAAAUGAGAGAUCUUAUGCUAUUGCGUAACGGUAAGUUGCUCUUGAACAAUAUUAAAGACCUCAUUUGCUAAAUGAGAAAGGUCGAAGACCUUAGAAGUCAAACUGCUGAACAUAAUUUGGAUUCCGUAUUUGUUCAACCUCAGCCUUUAUUUUAUAUUUAAUUUUUGUCCCCCAUGAUUUUGGGUUAUUUUUCUCUGUCAAUCAUCAGUUAUCUCUGAUCAGGCUUUCUUUUCAUCUGUUAUUUCGUUCUAAAACUUUUUUACAUCUGAAUUGCUGGAGCACUUGUUUCCUCCAAUUUAUUCUUUUUUUCAUUCAAAUGCAUUAUUGUAGCCAUAUUCAGGACUCGUAUUUUUAUAGGUUACAGUGGCUGAUGUUGACUGGAUUAAGAUAAUGGCGGAGGAUGAGAUUAGUCUUAUGGUAAAGUGGCUAUGUUUAGAUUUUUUUUAAUGGAUUUAGAUUAUUUGCUGAAUACUCUUCAUUUUUUCUGCAGGAGGGAACAAGGAGUCCUUUCGAGAUAUUAGUGGGGACAACUGAUGGAAGCAUUUUUGACUCUUCUAUGGUAUAUUUUUAGAUGGAGUUUUUUUUCCCACUAAAAAAGUAAUGUUUUUAGAUAUUGCUAUUUAGUUUUCUCUUUUCCUCUGAAUGAGAAUUAAGUCUCACUUGGCGCCAUAAAGUGGUGAGAUAAUUCAGGAAAGAAAGUGGAAAGAAGCCACUUUUUAUUCCGGGAGAACUCUACAUGUCUAUGAUUUUACUCAACUAUCUGGAGCUUGCAUCUAUUUCUACAAAAUGAAUACCUCUACGAACAUACCUGUAGGAACUCAAUUGUAAAACUGAAGAGCUGGUUGACACUGCAGUUGAAAAAUGCUUUCGAAUUGUUGUGGAAUCACUCUUUUUUAGCAUUCCUCAGUUUUCUAGAUUAUUGAGAAUCUUCUUGAUUUAUACGACAGAAGUUAAUGGUUGAGAAAGCUAAUGAUAUUCACUGAACUCAGUUACAUUAUUGUAUGGUGCUUGAGAUUUAACCUUGGAUACAGAAUGCAACAGCCGAUUUUUUAUCAUUGACGGAUCCUAGAGAUUGACAAAGUCAGUGGUGGUUUAAGGACAGCCAGUGGGCGGAUGUAGAAGUUUGAUACGUUUCUAUCUAGUCCUCAUGAUCUUCAUAUCAUGCAUGAAGACCUCCGACACCCAGAAAAUGCAUGAUCAUAAGGAGAGAUUAAUUGAAAAUGUGCUUGUGGAUGUACACCCAAAAGCAUUGGACGUCAAAGGCUUAUCCAUGGAAAGAUUUUUCAGUCAGUCACGAUAACAAAGACUCAUAUUGCAUUUUCGACAUUUGAUUGGCGUUUGCCAGGUGCUUUUCUUGUGUUAUCAGGCUACACUGAACUUUUAUGUGUCUAGCCGGUGAAAUACUGUUAUGUUUUUAUGCCUUUGGGCCAUUAGGCUAUUGAGAAAUAUAUUUUUCAUGUUUAAACCAUUUUUUCUUUUUUUCCUCUUUUGUUGGACACAUUGUCUUAUUUUUCUUGCCAUUUUUAUCUAUCAUUAUAAUGUAUCCAUUCUUAGAUCUUUUUAUGUUUUUCCUCUUUUUUGAAGUAUUUCUACAUGAAUAUUUAUGCACACGUGGAGGACAGUGUUAUUGAACUUGAAUACGAAGAUGGUUCACCUGCAGCCAUCAACAAAAAACUGUAUGGUUCAAAGUUCUUAAUUAAGGCUCAGACGAUUGGUCUUACCAGUCUUUCUGUAAGUUAAUUUUAUUUAAUCUUUAAAAUUGAUGGUUAGACAAUUGCAUCUUUCUUAUUACGAGUUCCAUUUUCUGAUUGAAUUUGGAUGCAUCAGGUUAGUGUCCGUCGAAGAUCUGGACGCGAGAUAUAUAGUCAAAUUAUAAAAGUGGAAGUUUAUGCACAGCUGCGCAUACAUCCUGAUAAUAUUUUCCUUACACCCGGAGCUUCAUAUGUGGUAUAUCAGCUGAAACUCUAUUAUUGAUACAGUUGCUGAACAAAAAUCUUAUUUCAAAACAAAGUUCAUGUUUCUAUGUAACUGAGGAUGUAUUGAUGAAUGCUUAUCAUAUUCAUAAUGCCAUACAUUAUUUUUUUGGUGUUUUUUAUCACAUGGCAUUCAUGCUAACUUGAUGUUGGACAUAUCAUUUUUUUAUAUAGUUUUCUGUCGAAGGUGGGCCUACCCUUGUAUCUGGUUUUGACUAUGCCAGUUUGGAUAAUGAGACUGCAACUAUCGAUGGAUCUUCAGGAAAACUUACAGCUGUUUCUGCUGGAAAUACAGUGAGUGAAUAUGGCUUACAAACAUACAUAAUUACAUUACCUAACUUAUACUUACAUCUGUCUCAUAUCUUUUCCACGAUAUAUUUUUGUUUGCUUGGGCGUGUCUCUCAUUGUUUAUAACACUAUUUUCAUUUAUUAUAUUCUUAGAUUGGUUUACUUGUGGCUCUUCUGAAAUGUUAGGGUUAGUUUUUUCUCUUUUUUAAGCUUCAGUUCUGUUUCCUGUGGUCAGACUAUUCGUGCAUCCAUUUACACAAAUGGAGGAACCUUGGUAUGUGAGGCAUUUUCAAAGGUUGAAGUAGGAAUUCCAUCAAUGGUGACCCUGAAUCUGCAGAGCGAGUACCUUUGUGUUGGGUGCCAAAUGCCUGUUUUCCCCGCAUUUCCUAAGGUGAGCCUUUGUGUAUCCACCGAGAGUUCUAUUCUUCGGUAUAUGCUGCUAAUUAAUGCUUAUAAUAUCAGGGAGAUCUGUUUUCAUUCUAUGAGGUAUGCAAAAAUUACAGUUGGAGCGUGGACAAUGAGAAGGUAGGAGAAACUUUCUUGUUUCAUUGCCUUUCUUUGAAGUAUUACUAAAUGUUAUUCGAUGCUAAUAUUCUUCAAGUGAUAAAAGACACUCUUUUUCAUGUGUAGGCGUUGAACUUAGGAUUUCCUCAAUACUCCCGCAUGGGAAGUCAUUUGAAGGGAGAACGUUUUUAUAGUUUGGACAACAAAGACUACGGAUUUAUCAACUUCCUGCAUGGCAGGUAUUCUCAACCACUCUGUCCGUAUUUUUCGUGAUCACAGUCAUUGGAAGAACAUGUUCACAUUUCAAGAUUGACAGUGCCAGGCCUAUUUGAUUGAUCUUCUAUUAUUUUCUUUAAUUACCUAUAAUGUUUUUGGAUUAAAUAAUAGAAGUUUACUUUCGUGAUCCUCAAAUAUUGCACUAGUUUUUCAGAAGUGAGCUUGAGAAAAUAUACAAUAUAUUCUGACACUGGGACUAAUGUUGUGUUUGAUGCCUCCAAGCUGAAAGGAACAUUUGAACUAGUUUUCUUUCUGAAUUGUCUAGCUACUUGUGUUUAGCCAUGUUUAGCCAUGUUUAGCCAUGUUUAGCCAGCCAUAGUUUCUACUUGUGGAGUGUAACAAGAAGUAUUUUUGGAAGGCGUAGCUUCCCAAGACUGAAAUAUUACAUAAUUAAAACAUCUAUGUGAGAUCUACGGGUAACCUUUGUCUGGUUGUUGAGCUGUCUUUAUUUCUCUUCGACAUUGACUGGUUUUACUAGACAUUGUUGAGGGCGACCUAUACUAACUAGUAUGACUUAGUUUUCUUAGGUUUUCUGGUUUUAUUGUAACUUGAACUUUAUCCAAUUUAUGGAAUCUUUCUGCUUGGAAAAUAGCGAGGAUGAAUUCCUGCCAAUUAGGAAAAUGUUGGCCCUCUAGAGGGAGGACCAGAUUGGCCCAUUCAUUUUCUGUCAUGCGCUGCUGAGAAAUUCCUCUAUAUCAGGGCCUCCAUACUUCACCUAUGCCAAUCACAAAAAGAUAGGCUGCUGGUAGAAGCAUCUGCAGUAGAAUAAUAAGAAGAGGUGCGUGAAGAAGGAUAUCUGCUGGCCAACCUACUGUCAGCUAAACAUCAGUUGGCUAGGGGGCGUGAAUGGCUGGAAGACGAAAUGAAUCUCUUGAGAGUUCCUCUUUGCAAAACCCUUCUCCAUGAUCAUUUGGGGGAAGGUUUUAUUGAAAUGACCUGAUUACCCUCAUUGUGCAGUAAUGCUCUGAGCCAUUACAAUCUUCUUUUCAUUAACGGUGAGGAAUAAUGAAGGGCAAAAAUGCCCGGAACAAUAUGAAGUUUGAAAUAUUUUAGUCUUUUGGGCACCUUGAGAUGUCUACAAAUGUAGUCCAAAGUCUUUAAAGAAGCACUUGAAGAAGAUAUUGACGAUGGAAAAGAGAUUAGAGGGAGAACGAAAACGAGGGGGGACUUCACUCAGGGAAAAGUUGAGGAUCAUCCCACUCAAAACAAAACCCCUGGCCUAGCUUGAUUCAAGAUGUCUAGGUCAUAUCCACAUUAAUUUGUAGGCCCAGCUUACUUGAAAGAAGCUCAGAUCUAAGCCUGUUUCAAAAAUCCGUAUGAAAUAAUGAAAUAAACAAGACCUUAUACACGUACCUUCUGUCCAAUGGUCAAAUAUAUUCCUAAUGAACUUAUAGAACUUAUUUUUAAUGAUCUGACUCAAUAUAAACGUCUUUAUACGAUCUUUUGUUAGUCGUGUGUUUAAUAGCCAAUAUGACUAAAUGUCCACUUUGUGCUUUGCAAUUAAACCGAUUGUUAAUGAGCUUGUGAAUCUUAUGUGGACCGUGUGGCUAGGGAUAUAGUGUAAUAGUAAUUACUUAGCUUCUAUGAAUUUACGUCGGUUGCUAGUGAUAUGACUUAGUGAUAAUAGGGCCAUAUAAUUUUAUAUGGACUUUGUGAAUUUUGUAUCUUGUAGCCAAACUUAUUAUUGGCUUGCAAACCGUGUGUGCCUAGACAUCCCAACCCAGUGGUAGUGGGGUCAAUGGGCCUUAUGUGGGCAUUAUUCUCGGUAAUUGAAUCUGUUGUUAACAGAAGUUAUUUUGCAUUCUAAAACUGGUCUUAUUACAUGAAUUAUGAAAGGUUUUUAAACCAUAUUGAUUCAUUAUUUUAAAAUUUGAUGACAUCAUUUUUCGGUCGCUAAUUGACGGUUUUUUUGUUGAGAGAAUAUAAUUAACUCCAACUUCAGUGAGUGGGAAGGAUCCAAAUUCAGGUAAACAUACGAAGUUCAAUUCAUUUGUCUGUCAGACAUCAGUAUGAGAAGAAAUAUUCUCAAGUCUGUUAAAAUAUGUGACCAAAUAUGUUUGAAAGUCUUGUAUUGUUUAAUUCAUCUUCAGGAAAAGUAAUUCUAAUGAAACCUUUUCGUUAGAAUUAUGUCGUGUCAAUUGUGGAAGAGUUAAGUCACGUAGUUAAAAUAUGUGAGCAUUCACCCUUCAACCAGCUUGUUUUGGGUUUGGUAGCCUUUUUACAUGAUAUCAAACUGUUAGAUUCCAUUGGGAAAUGUGCCCCAUCUACAUUGUAUGCAUGACAUCCAAGAGUGGUCUGCACCGGAGGUGUCAUUUUAUAAUAAUAAUAAAAGUUCCAAUUGCAAUAAUGCUUCCAGACUAGAUUAAUCAGAUCUUUCGAUCUGGAUUUCUCAAUAAAGUGGAAGACGUGAAAUAGAAAUAUCAGCACUUAUGCCUUUUAACAUGGCUGGUUAAUAUUAGAACUUUUUUUCUGAAUACUGCCCCAACUUCUAUUGGCAUUCAACAAGGAAGAUGCUAAACCGAUUUUAGAAUGCCUCAGAUGAUUAGCAUUCGAUUUUUGUGCUAUUUCUUUGAUGAGUUUUCUUUGUUUUUUUUGCUUUCUUACCAUCUGGUAAUUGCUUUCAAAUAGGUAAAUGUCGAACCAUACUUAGCAGCUUAUUUCGUCAUUGAUUUUCAACUUAUGGUAUCAAAUAUCUCCACUUCACAAGCGCAACUUUAAUGCUCUUAAUUGUACCUAUUGCGUCAGGUCAAAUCUAGCUCUCAACUUAUAUGUGCCCGCACUGUUGAUAAAGUCGAAUACCAUUGAUCUAGUUUGUGUUCGUGAACUGCUAACCGUUAGUUUUGAUCUUUCCAUCUUUGAAUUUAUGCAUCUGUUUCAGUGACUACAUAUCAGUUGACAUUUUGAAGCAUUGUAUUCUUAUUUAAACGAUAGAUUGUGUUAAUAACUCUAUAUCUUUGCUUGCGCAUUCUUUUGUACAGAUCUGAAGGCAUAGCAAAGGUCUCUGUCUCAUUUUCCUGUCAUUUUAUCACUUCUGGUGGUCCAAUGGCGACUUAUUUUGACGCAUCUCAGUCGCUAACAGUAGUGCCUGAGCUCCCUCUUGCUCUUGGCUUGCCAAUAACUUGGGUUCUUCCACCAUUCUAUACUAGUUCGGAUCUUUUGCCUGGAUCAUCUGAAUCACGCAGGCAAUCAGACUUUCACAACAAGAAAACAAGUAUUAUGUAUUCCUUGUUAUCAUCAUCUGGAAAGGAUGGCCUUGUUCAACAGGAUGCAAUUGUGAUUGCUGGAACCAAAAUCAAAACGAAAGAGAGUAACACUCUGGGAUGUAUUCAGGCAAAAGACCAAUCUGGUAGACGUGAAAUUGCAUCAUGUGUCAGAGUAGCAGAGGUACGAAUGUGUGCACAUUGUACGACUGAUGCGUGUAAAUUUUCACUUGAUAUUUUAUAUUAAAAAUCUUACUGUUUUUCUUGCCUUCUUCCUCAUUAUCUCCAAUAUCCAAAACCAUGAGCAGGAAGAAUGUUAUCUUGUCUUAUUUAAAGUAAUACAACAUUCGGAUGAAUUAGCGAGCAAUAUUCUUCACUCUUCAUGUAAAAAUUACCUUUAAAAUAUUAAAUAAUGAGGACUUAACCUGAAACAUGAGAAUUUUGAGAGAGGCCCUUAAUAGAUGGCUUUAUUUGGAGGGAUUUUGGCCUAUGGUAGUGUUCCAUAAAUCGGAUCUCGUUGGACAGCCACUUUCCUUCCUCGUUGAGCCAAGACCAGCUAUCUCGUAGUGAUUUGAUCCGCAUCUGUUCAACUGGUAUCAAAGUUACAGUGACCUGAUUAAGGACUGAUUUAUGUCUUUCUUUUUUCUUUUAUAUUCGACAGCAUUUUCACAUUUACAUUAGUUGGGACCAAAAUCAUCGAACUGCUUGAAAUGGAAAAGAUAGGUGAGCAUAUUAUGAUCUGGUUUGGUGAUAGAGUUUUUAGAUGUCCUAGCCUAUGACUCCGUGCACGUAUAUCUAGAGGCGGCAGCAGAUCUAUAUAAGAACGCUGACGGUAAUGAAUGCCUCCAUAGCUUGCUGUACGCCACCAUAAAAGCCUUUAAUGUAAAUCAUUUUAGGUUCCUGAGGAUCAAGAUUAUCAGUGUGUGAUAGAUGAUUCACCAUUUCCAGUAAAUGUUUUCUGGCUUGUGAUAGCCCUUCAAUUCUCUUUGGGACAGCUGAAUUCAAGGGCAAUCAUAUGCUUUUUGGACUGUCUGACUUUACCAGUGUUGUAUGACAUUGAAUUGCACAAUGGGUUCCAUUGAUAUCUAGUACCAGUCUGUGACGAAUAGAAACCCAGUUUGAACAGUUCUGAGUUGCUAAUUAUUGAUGAACAUGCCAGAAGGUGCUUUUUCUCAUGUAGGAACUGAAGUUUUAAAAAAAUUCAGUAACCUUGUAUCUGCUGGAUUUGAACGUGUAAUCCAUUUGAAAAAUAUGCUCAACUCUUUUCUUUCUUGACUAGGUGGCCCAAGUAAGAGCAACAGCAGGAUCUUCUUCCUCUCAUGUUGCUUACCUUUCAUCAAAUGAUAAACUUGAGGUUAUCAUUGGUUACUGUGACAAUUUAGGUGAAUUCUAGAUAGCCUAGUGAUUACUCUCGAAGGUUUUAAAUUUCUAAUAUCAGAAAAAUAACUGAACCAUUGUUUUCUUUCCUCUUUGGUAGGAUAUCCUUUCUUUGAGGCUUAUGGCGUGGCUACAUUAGAUAUUAAGACCAAUUACCCUAAUGUGGUUUCUAUCCAUGUACCGAGAGGUGAGAAUAGAAGCCAUGGUGGUGAAGCUGUUCAUCUUCAGGUAAUUUUUUAUUGACCUUUAGCAUGGGGCUUAAGUAUGCGCCCACUAAUUACAUUAAUAUUUAAAGGAUAUCUUAAUAUUUCAUUAUUUUAACUUUUUUCUGCUUUUCCACUGCGGGUAAAAAUUUGAAGGCCAAAAGUCGCGGUAUGGCUCUUGUUAAGAUUUCUAUCAACCAUGAUCCACUGAAGGCUGUCUACGUCUUGGUAUCACCUAUUCUGAUCGCUAUGCAUUACUGUCAAUAAUAUUAGUUAGGAGCACGAGGUUGUUUAAUUUUAGGACUCACUGUCUCUUUAUUCGUAAUUACAGUAGUAGCCAUGAUGAUGAAAUAUUAUUUAUGAUUUUCUGACAUUAUAAUGUCCUGUAUCAUGGCCAGGUGUUGGUGGGUUCUCAGUUGUAUCCAAUGAAUCCGCUUCUGUAUGUUGGAUGUGUUCUGAAAUUCAGUACGACUGAAGUUAAUGGUAAAUAUUUUCCUCAUCUUUGAGAAUCCUUCUAAGUUAAAAUAUUCCAUGUUAUCUGUAAUUGUUUCAUGAUGUUUAUUAUGACAUUUGAAUUAAUCAGUUGAAUACGAUGAUUUAUUUAUUUUUAUUUCAUCUGACUUCCCAUUGCAUAUUGGAGGUUGUUAACCGUUGGCUCUAAUUUUUAACUCUCACUAUAAUUACUGCCACUACAGCUAGCAACAUUUCUGAGACAGAUCUAAAUUCACGCAUUUAUUUAAUAUGCAGUGAUGUCGGCAUUGUAAAAUAAAGAAUUAAUCCGUUAGCCUUGUGAUUUCGUCAUAUUAAAAAUUAUCAUUGAUAUUCCCAGUAAGAAAUUUGUGAUAAUAUGUAGAUUUACAGUUGAACCCGAAUUGAGCUUGAGAGGAUCACAUAGGAGCUUAAUGAAAGGAAUGCUUGAAAUUUCAUUCAGAAUUAUUCGAAAGGUGGAUCGCAGAAGAGCUCUCUCGAUUAAGUCUUUUGUUUUCCCCUUUUUAAUAUUUUAUGUCUUUAUGCUUUUGGCCAUAUCAAUAAACGGAUCAGCUUGCGUUCCAAUGAGAUGUAGCCCACUACUGCCACACGUUGUUUUAUUGAGGACAGCUUGCAUAUGGUGUUUACAGGAUUGAAAGACUUGGUCACUGGGCAUUGGCUAAGUGCCAAUGAAAGUGUCAUAUCUAUUGACAGGCAUUCUGGGAAAGCUCAUGCUCUUGCUGAAGGUGCCGCUCAGGGUACUGGAUCUAAAUUCUCUUUCUCUUGAACUAUCAUCAUUGAACUCUAUUUUAUAUUGAAACUUUAUAUCUGACGUUGGUAUGCUCUAUUUGUUGACAGUGAUCUAUGAAGGCCCUAAUUUAAAAUUACAGACAACCGCUACUGUGAAGAACAUGGACGUGGUUACCGUGAACCCUCCAGCAGAGAUUCUAACCAAUGUUCCUUUCCCAAAAAAUGGGCACAAGUUCUCCCUACACUUCAGGUUUGUGGGGACCGGCCCAUUGGUUGCUUCAAACGCUUCUAACUAUCCAUUUGUUAGAGUUUUUCAUGUCUAGAAAUGACAUCUAUUUACUUUCACUGUAUCUACACAAGUUUCCAAAACUCGUCUCACUCAUUUUCCGCUUUAUUAGUGUUAAGCUCUUGUCUGUUGAUCCUACUUUGGGCAAAUGUUGUAGAAUUUUCUUCGUUUAUAUAUGUAUUCUCUGUAUUUAAUAUCUGCUACAUAAUUGGUAACAUGGUUCAACAUUUUUCACUUUCAUGAAGAAAUGAUCCCAUCUGCCUCCAGUCCGAUUCCAACAUGCCUGAUCUUGAUGUUUCAUAUGACUGCAAUGUAAAUCCGCCUUUUGUCGGGUAAGCUUUAUCCUCCUUUCUGCUCUUUGUUUAUCGAAACUGAGCUCUUUUUAAUUUAUCCUCCCUCUGAUGGGUUUUUUUUUUUUUUUUUUUUUGGUUCUUCUGUGAACUUCAGCUAUGUUACACCAUGGAGGGAUAAUGCUACUGGCACAUUAUAUUGCAUCUUCUUCCCAUACUCUCCAAACUAUUUGGUCAAUUCUCUGCCCAAGAUCAAGGACAAUAGCAGGGAGCUCAUGACUUCCACCAGAAAUGGAAUGCUAUUUGUUUCUGUAACUGUAUCACCGAAAGGGGCACCAGAUCUUUUGGGAUCUGGCCAGGUUCUUUUCAUAGGAGGAUUUUCUGUCUCAGAAGACAAGGUAAUAUGAUGAUGGAAAAUAUGAUUUUCUUUCAUUCGAUAUUUUGUUAUAACACUAAGAGUAUGAUCAGUAAAUAGAUAUAUCAUGCUAACAUCAAUACAGUUGACUUUUACCCGAGACUUCAACAAGACACUUGUGACGGUCAUGGGAAAUACAGGUUCGUCUUGGUCAUAUUCUGUUUCUCCUUGGAUGAGUACCCUUCUUUGAUGAUGAUGAUGAUGAUGCUUGUUUAUGUCAUUGUUUUCUCUAUGAUAGAUGUGGAAAUACAUUGGGAUGCCAAGCAGCAGCUUUCUGUGAAGCCAGUUCAGAAAGAUCACUUUGGCAUUGCGGGGCGCGCAGAAUAUGAGGUGGAUGCUUGCCUUCACCAUAACUCUUCUCUCAUGGAAUAAUGUUACAUAUUUUCUGAUAUGUUCGUGAUCCUUCAGGUAGAGGUUUUGAGAGGCGGUCGCUUCUCUGACAAAAUCACCAUCAAGCUUCCAGCUACUGGUACAUCGUCGAUCCCAUCCAUCCUUCAGCAUGAUGCUAUGCGGUGUUUAGUUAUCUCUCUCAUUUUCCAAUGCUCUUUAAUGAAAUCUCAUAUAUUUUAUAAUAAUUUUCCUUAUUUAGUAACUUUAGCCUUGGCAUUAGAUAUAUAGGAAUGGGCGAGCAGCCUGAGCAUUCAGGGUUGACUUUCUUAAAAUAUAUGGAUCAUAUGGUCUCCGCUGUUCUUCAUUCAUUCUCAUCCAUCCCACCAUUGGAACCAAAUAAUUACUUGCAGGUCAGACCGUCCACAUCAGCGUGAGCUACGAAGACGACGGAGAGAGAACCGCCCCCGGAGAGAGAACCAAUCUCUUAUGGGCUGCCGUUCUGGUCUGCCUGGUUCUGCUGGCGCUGACCGUUCUGGUCUUCGUGAGAUUCCUGGAGACACCAUGGAGCAGCAGGCCGGCGCCAUCGCCGCCGCCGUCACGUCCACCUGUACCAGCUGUCGCGGGACCCUCGACACCUGGCACCCGAUCAUCAUCGCCACGUACGCCGCAGCCGUUUGUGGAAUACGUGAGGCGCACGAUCGACGAGACCCCCUACUACAGAAGAGAGGGCAGGAGGAGAUUCGAUCCCAAUCGCACAUACUAG
Molecule: messenger RNA, 26842 nt
Organism: Spirodela intermedia
Lineage: Eukaryota; Viridiplantae; Streptophyta; Magnoliopsida; Alismatales; Araceae
Source: the annotation of a GenBank genome assembly